Molecule: messenger RNA, 2033 nt
Organism: Misgurnus anguillicaudatus (oriental weatherfish)
Lineage: Eukaryota; Metazoa; Chordata; Actinopteri; Cypriniformes; Cobitidae
Product: H-2 class I histocompatibility antigen, alpha chain
Biological process (GO): immune response
Cellular component (GO): external side of plasma membrane
Source: RefSeq, a predicted model, not a curated record
CAACACAGCGUCGAGUUUCAAGAGACGUGAGUUUCGUACCAGUCAGUCAUCCCUAGAAUAGAUCGACUCCGACUUUGCUUGUGGGCGACAAAACAAUUCGCCUGCUUGCCAUGAUGAAAACAAAACCUCCUAAAAAUGUUUAUUAAGAUAUUUUUAACAGUAUUAUUUUGUACUGUAUGGAGCGAAAAAUACUCCCUAUACUACACAUACACAGGGCUCUCCAGACCUGUCAAUGUAGAGGGAGUAUAUGAAUUCACUGCUGUGGGCUUUCUCAAUGACAGACCGAUUGACUACUACAACAGCAAAGAUCAAGUCAAGAUUCCUAAACAGACCUGGAUGAAAAAAAAGAUGCCACCGGAUUACUGGGAAACAGGCACUCUGUCACGAAAGAAAAAACAGCAGUGGUUCGAUAUAAAUAUACAAACUUUGAUUGACCGUACGAGACAGAGCAAUACAGAUGUUCAUGUUCUUCAGUGGAGAUGUGGUUGUGAAAUUGAACAAAAUGGUGCUUCUGAAGAGCACUUUGUCAAAGGCAUUUGGGAGUUUGGCUAUGAUGGAGAAGACUUCAUUUCUUUUAAUAAUAAGGAAUCUAUGUGGAUUUCUUCAGUUAAUGCUGCUCUUUCUACACUGAUGCAGUGGAAUAACAUCUCAAAUCUAAACCUUAAAGUCGUGCAGUACCUGGAGGGGGACUGUGUGGAGUCACUGAACAAAUUCAGAAACUACGAGAAAGAGGAGUUCAGGAAGUUAUUUACUCCAAAAAUUCAUGUGUUUGCUAAGAAGUCUAUAAGUGGUCAAUUGAAUAUGACGUGUCUGGCCACUGGCUUCUACCCCAAAGAUGUGACGCUCUCCAUUAGAAAAAAUAACAAGUUCCUACCUGAACAUGAACUGGAGUCCACAGGAGUCAGACCAAAUCAUGAUGGAUCAUAUCAGCUGAGGAAGACUGCAUCGAUCAGAGAGGAAGAUGUGGCGGAUUAUGAUUGUUACAUGACUCACAGGACACUUGAAGACCCUAAAAUUUCAAAAUUGUCUGAAGGACCAGAAUAUUGUGGACCUGUGAGAAAACUAACAGGACUAAUAAACGAGCAUAGACUGGUUGUUGGAGUGGGGGUAUUUCUUGGUAUAGGUUUUAUAAUUGCAGCUCUCCUAAUCUCAAAGAAAUGCACAACUAUUUGUACACGAGGUCAAGCAACAACCGAACUACAGAAUGUUCAAACGGAUCAGAUGAAAGGGACCGGUUGUAAAGAGGAAACAGCUUUACUUGGAACUAAAGAUAAGAUCGCAGCAGAAGAACCAGCAGCUGAAAGUGAUUCAGAUUUAGAGGAAAACCAACCGGAUUUACCUAAAUCGACCGUUCAAAGUGAAACAUGGAGUGAUGGACAAACAGACUCUGGACUGGAAGGCAGUGAACAAUGCAUUAACAGCAGCUGUCCAAGCUCUAUAGAGUGUGCAGACACAUGACCUGGGUGGAUGACUGAUCUAAAAGCUUGAUCCAGCCAGAUGCAUAAGCAACAAAUCAACACAUAAGUGCAUUUGUGAUAAUGGGCUGCUGCACUGUUAUCAUCACAUGUGCCCCAUUGAACCCACAAAUCUCAAUGCCCAUGAAGGUGCUAAAUACGAAACAAAACUACUGAAUUAUACCAUACUCGGUAAUCUCUGUGUGUGUGUGUGUGUGUGUGUGUGUGUGUGUGUGUGUGUGUGUGUGUGUGUGUGUGUGUUGUAUAUAUUGUAAAAUAGAAUAACUUUAUGAAGUAAUGUUUAAUUAGUUUGUUGAAUAGUACCUCAACAGAACAAUGUUGUUGUCAAUAUUUUUACCAACAGCUAUUAGAUUAUAUAAAUAACGUUAAAUGAACAAUGUAUAAUCUGAUUGUGUUGGGAUAAAUAUGGACUUGAUGCUUGAAACGGGUGUUGUAUGAAAUGUGGUUUACUUUGGUUUUACUGUAGUUUUAUUUAUUACUUGUAUCACGUUUAUUGUUGUGUGGUGGGCUUUGCUGUGAAUUUUCCGUUGGCAUUAAUAAAAUUUUGUGAAGACAGAA